Messenger RNA from Protopolystoma xenopodis, 441 nucleotides. The record is from the annotation of a GenBank genome assembly. NCBI's taxonomy places the organism in Eukaryota, Metazoa, Platyhelminthes, Monogenea, Polystomatidea, Polystomatidae.
AUGGCGCCUUCAGAGCGAAUGGGAAAAGGUAGAAUAAUGGCUGCGGCAAGACGACUUGGGGAGAUGGUGGAAUCUGUCAUUUGUUGCAAUCCAACCAAUCAGACGAGGACAGUUGACUCGGAUCCAAGCAAGUCGCGAGCCCGUGUUGCCGUGCCUUCUGUCCGGACGUCAAGCGGCCUCAACUCGCUUGGUCCAAUUGGAUUGGUCCAUUCAUGCAAUAAUGCCCAUGCUCCCCUUUUCUCUCGCUCUCCCCUCGAAUCGGCUGGCUUCCGGCCAGGUCGACUCAAGCGACAGAAUCAGAGGCCGCGACAAGAACAGACCCAAACAGUGACCGACGAGGCUCAGGCCGAAGCAGAUGACGGCCCGACAGGAUUGGGCUGCCCGGUUCGCGGGAGAACGGGGGUCGGGAUUCGAAGAGAGAUUGAAGAAACGAGUCUGUGA